Chlorella variabilis is the source of this 870-nucleotide messenger RNA. RefSeq lists its product as hypothetical. Bases 1 to 870 code for a protein of 289 amino acids. The record is from RefSeq and is a predicted model, not a curated record. NCBI's taxonomy places the organism in Eukaryota, Viridiplantae, Chlorophyta, Trebouxiophyceae, Chlorellales, Chlorellaceae. The transcript has 5 exons.
AUGCCAGCGCCCACGGCGGUGCAGCAGCUCAUGCAGGCGGGGGAGACAUCGCUGGACCAGGAGAUGAAUGCGGCCUGGAGGUGGCGGUUCACCCGGAAGUGGCAGGCAGAGCAGAUGAAGCAGUUUGAGCCGCCGGCGCCGCCUGGCGCAAAUGGCGGGCUGGCAGAAGGGGAGGACGAGGAGGAGUGGACGGCAGCGCUGCGCCUCAUGGAUACCGUGGACGGCGGCCUUAACAUGCAAAUUGGGCGCACGCUGAGUUUGCACAACAGCAGCAUGGUGGGGGGCAGCGGCAUGAGCGUGGACCAGAGCCUGGACCAAUCCCUCAACCUCAUGUCCCCUGGCCUCAGCCAGUGCGUGCUGCUUGAUGGAAGCAUCAAGGAGAGCCCUCUGCGAGAGGAGGCUGUGGCUGCCACUACCCAGAUCGUGUCAGUUGCCCGCAAGGCGCAGCAUUUGCGACGCCAGCAGCAGGAGAUUGAGCGGAAAGUCUCUGAAAGGUGGGAGGCCGCCAGCAGCGGCGAUGUGUGGGUGGCGCAGCACCUGCCGGCAGUGCAGCUUGACAGCUGGUCAUCCUUUUCUUUUGUGCUAGUCCGGCUCAGCGAGCAGCGCUCGCAGCGCCAGAAGCUGCUGGUGCGAGGGCGCAAUGGCGCCACGGAGCAGCAGGCAUUUGCCAGUGCGGAGCAGGAGGCGGCGCGGGUGGCUGUGUCACACCGGUUGCCAGGCCCACGCGUGGAGCUAGUGGCGAGCGGGCGAAUGGAGUGGGUGGCCGCUAGCGAUGACCAGCGCCGCUCCCUCCGCAUCAGGGCCAGCAGGCUGCUGCCGCCGGCUGCCAAGGACGCACGCCUGCACAGCACCGCAGGCAACAUCAUCUGA